Messenger RNA from Psilocybe cubensis, 1173 nucleotides. RefSeq lists its product as uncharacterized. The transcript is spliced from 6 exons. Gene Ontology annotation, molecular function: ribokinase activity. Bases 1 to 1173 code for a protein of 390 amino acids. Lineage: Eukaryota; Fungi; Basidiomycota; Agaricomycetes; Agaricales; Agrocybaceae. The record is from RefSeq and is a predicted model, not a curated record. Gene Ontology annotation, biological process: D-ribose metabolic process.
AUGCAAACUGUGGCGGAUGCAGGUUCAGGGUCAAGAGCUUUGGCAACCUGUACUGUGAGAGGGUCAAUAAACCAUGAUGAAUAUUUCCAUGUCGCCCACAUUGUCCGACCGGGAGAGACUCUGUCUUCCACUUUUCACGAAAGUCGCGUUGGUGGGAAAGGUGCAAACCAGGCUGUCGCUGUUGCGUUGGCCGCGGGCGGGGGUGAGUCAUCGGGAAGUAACCCGGCCAAGGUGAAGUUUUAUGGGACAAUUGGGCACGAUGGAGCUUGGAUUAGGGAGAGAAUGCGAGAGGUCGGUGUUGGUGUUGAGGGUAUCUUGGUCUCGGAGACCGAGCUUACGGGGAGGGCAAUUAUUCAGGUAGACGAGAGAGGAGAGAAUAGUAUCAUACUCUUCCCUGGCGCGAAUUAUAGCACCCUCCACGAAGACGCGUUCCGUGCCCAGUCUUUAACCACAGCAGGCACAGGCGGGUACUUCCCGCACAGCACACAUCUUCUCUUGCAGAAUGAAAUUCCUUUGGAAGCAACCUUAUCCGCCAUACAUAGUGCUAAAGUCUCGUCGCAACCUCCCAGACAAAGUCAACUUGGAGGCCAAAGGGAUACUAUUGUGAUCAUCAAUCCCUCUCCACUCCCGGCGCGGGACACGAUCUCCGCGUUCCCAUGGGAGAAGGUCGACUGGCUGAUUGUGAAUGAGGAUGAGGCAAGGGAGUUGUUUGAAGCGUUUGGCGGCGGCGUCGGCCGUGGAGGUGGAGAUGGAAAGGUAGAAGCUGCGCGUGAGCUCGUGCAUGCGCUCGGUGGGAUGGAGGCGUUUAGGAAUACAAGUGUGGUGUGUACACUCGGCGCAAAAGGGGUCCUGGCGCGUCAAUGCGGAGUCGAGAAAGGGAUGGAAAUUGUGUAUGUCCCUGCAGCGAAGCUACGAGGAGGUGUUCCAAAAGACACAACGGGCGCUGGCGAUUGUUUUGCAGGAUACUUUGUGUGUGAGCUCAUGGGGAUGGCUGAUGCUCAUGAUGAUUCUGCCGAUAAGGAGGGUACAGACUUCAAGUUGACCCAGAUGGAAUUGGAGAAGUUAUUGAAGGUCGCAGUGCAGGCUGCGGGUAUGUGCUGUGAGAAGAGCGGGACGAUUGAUAGUUAUCCUACGAGAAGGGAAGUAGAAGAACGCAUGAAGGACGGUGUGUAA